This is a messenger RNA of Limanda limanda (common dab), 1233 nucleotides long. RefSeq names its product adrenoceptor beta 1 (gene adrb1). Gene Ontology annotation, molecular function: beta1-adrenergic receptor activity. The transcript has a single exon. Lineage: Eukaryota; Metazoa; Chordata; Actinopteri; Pleuronectiformes; Pleuronectidae. Gene Ontology annotation, cellular component: membrane. The record is from RefSeq and is a predicted model, not a curated record. The coding region runs from base 1 to 1233 and encodes 410 amino acids. Gene Ontology annotation, biological process: adenylate cyclase-activating adrenergic receptor signaling pathway; positive regulation of heart rate by epinephrine-norepinephrine; norepinephrine-epinephrine-mediated vasodilation involved in regulation of systemic arterial blood pressure.
AUGGGGGACGGCGGCGCGUCCUCUCCGCUGAACUUCCACAACGGAACCGGCUCCUCCGGGUCCUGGUCCGGGUCCGAGCCGCCGGCCGCCCCGGGCUCAGCGGGCUCCUCCGCCGGGUCCGAGCAGUGGCGCGCCGGGCUCAGCCUCGUCAUGGCGCUCAUCGUGCUCUCCAUCGUGGUGGGCAACAUCCUGGUGAUCGUGGCCAUCGCCAGGACGCAGCGGCUGCAGACCCUCACCAACGUGUUCAUCGUGUCCCUGGCGGGCGCGGACCUCAUCAUGGGCAUGCUGGUGGUCCCGUUCGGCGCCGCGCUGGAGGUGCGGGGGUCCUGGAUGUACGGAUCCUUCUUCUGCGAGUUCUGGAUCUCCGUGGACGUGCUGUGCGUCACGGCCAGCAUCGAGACCCUGUGCGUAAUCGCCAUCGACAGGUACGUGGCCAUCACCUCUCCGUUCCGCUACCAGAGCCUGCUGACCCGAGCCCGGGCCCGGGCCGUGGUGUGCGUGGUGUGGGCCAUCUCCGCCCUGGUGUCCUUCCUGCCCAUCCUCAUGCACUGGUCCCGGGACAGCGUGGACACGUCCUGCUACGAGGACCCGGAGUGCUGCGACUUCGUCACCAACCGGGCUUACGCCAUCUCCUCCUCCGUCAUCUCCUUCUACAUCCCGCUCCUGGUUAUGCUCUUCGUUUACGCGCGCGUCUACCGGGAGGCGAAGAAGCAGCUGAAGAAGAUCGACAAGUGCGAGGGUCGGUUCCACAGCACGCUGAGCGGCCUGACCUCCAGGUGCAAGAAGAGACCCUCCAAGAUCCUGGCCCUGCGGGAGCAGAAGGCUCUGAAGACGCUGGGCAUCAUCAUGGGCACCUUCACCCUGUGCUGGCUGCCCUUCUUCAUCGUCAACGUGGUGCGGGUCUUCAGCGCGGCGGCGGUGGUGGACAAGGACCUGUUCGUGUUCCUCAACUGGCUGGGCUACGUCAACUCCGCCUUGAACCCCAUCAUCUACUGCCGGAGCCCGGACUUCAGGAAGGCGUUCCAGCGGCUGCUGUGCUGCCCGGGGCCCGCGGACCGCCGGCUGCACGUCAGCUCCUGCGACCUGUCCCGCUAUUCCGGAGGGUUCACGGUUUCCACGCUGGAGCAGGGGACCCUGGGGCUGUGGACGGACUGUCCCGGUCUGGACAACAGCGACAGCAGCCUGGGGGGGACCACCCUGAACAAGCUGCCUCACUCCGAGUCGCAGGUGUGA